Suillus subalutaceus is the source of this 726-nucleotide messenger RNA. RefSeq lists its product as uncharacterized. Lineage: Eukaryota; Fungi; Basidiomycota; Agaricomycetes; Boletales; Suillaceae. The transcript has 6 exons. Bases 1 to 726 code for a protein of 241 amino acids. The record is from RefSeq and is a predicted model, not a curated record.
AUGUCUAGCAGCAGUGGGAUGUGCCUUAUGGAAGGACAGGAGCUGGAUGAAAGAAUCAAGGCACUUCCACCCAAUUUUGGUGUCAGGCAUUUCAAGAAAGGCUGGUCAAAGUUGGCCCAGGUAUCUGGUGGGGAGAGAAAGGACAUGGCCAGAAUCCUUCUGGGCUGUAUUAUCAGAAGGGCACCGACAAAGGUCAUAAUAUGCUUUGGAUCAAAGCAUCUAUACCUCACCAACAAGGACGUACUUGUGGAUCUUGGAAUAUGUGAUCACCUCAAUAUUCCCAAGUUUCACUCUAUGGUAUUUUCCGGCUUCGUUGCUGGGCUUGCCUCCAACAUCCAAACCUUCAAUCAAACCACUGAAUGUUUGCAACAAGAAAGCGACAUCCAAAUGCAAGAUGAGCCCUGUAAUGUUAAGCUUCUCCUUGAUGGCAAGAUACAGUUUGGAGCUGCACAUUUCUUCUUCGAAAUUCAGCUAAUUGAAGGCUCACAUCAACGAGUACCUCUGACUCUUAUCUCGCCUCCCAACAGAAACCUUCUUCGACUCUCCACACAAAACCUAUUAUCUGUUCCUCACUGGUCAUACCAUGCUAAGCUGUUGGAGUCAUUGGUACUGCAAGAGUUGUACUUUGGGGCUGAAAGAGAGGUAGAGGUAGAUGUGGGUGUAGGAAGGACUGUCGGCUCUGGCUCGUCACUCUUGGGCCCUGUGGUACUGCCAGGGUCAUACUGA